CCAAUCGCAUAAGAAGCUACUAAAACCCUAACGAUACACAAAUUUUCUCCCAUUUUUUUUUUUCUCUUCCUGCAAAUGGCACAAUCAACGGCAGCGACAGCAACGGAUUCGCCGCAUCUUCUGGCACCGGACGUCACCGAGAGUAAUCUCCAGCCUUUUUUUGUUCUGCAUGAAGGAUCAUCUCAUAAAUCAAAUAAAAAAUCAACCAGAACAGCAAAAACCAGGAGGCGAAUUGAUUUAUCUCCAACACUAACUAAGAAUGGUGAGAACACAGAGACUGAGAAGGUUGAAGACAGUGAUGAUCAUCAAUAUCUCGCCAAGCGUAUGGAGGCUUUUGAGGCUGUUUGGUCAAAAAUUGAGUCAACCAUCAAAGCUGUUUUGAGAAAUCUUAAUGCUAGUUCAUUCAAUGAAAUACAUCAGUGGGUUUGCGAGUCCUUCAAGACCCUUACAUCAUUUGGAACACCUUCAUUUCAUGAAGCAACCCGGCCUUUUCCUCUUGUGCAAGGUGUUAUUUCUAAACAAGUCUUCACCGGGGUGGUUCUUACCAAGAAUAUGGAGUUUGUUGACGAUCUACUAACAUUUGAAGAGCUUGGCUUGCAUUUAAAAUCCAAAGGAUGCCAUGUGGCUAAUCUCUCCUCAUUGGACUUCUCGGUGAAAAAUGGCAUUGGCGGCUGUCUAAGAAGUUUAUUGAGGCAGCUUGUAAUGGUUACUUUGGAUGCACCUGAUAUUUCCAUCUUAGCAACAUGGUAUAGAGAACAAGGAAACUGUAACAAUCCCAUUGUUGUAAUCAUAGAUGAUUUGGAGCGAUGUUGUGGGUCUGUUUUGUCUGAUUUCAUCCUUAUGUUGAGUGAAUGGAUAUUAAAAAUCCCAGUGAUUUUAAUAAUGGGAGUUGCAACAACCCUUGAUGCCCUGAGGAAUAUACUUCCUUCAAAUAUGAUUCAUCAUUUGUGUCCUUGUAAUUUCAUUUUGAGAACCCCUUCAGAGAGGAUGGAUGCAAUUGUCGAGGCUGUUCUUGUGAAGCAGUGUUCUGGGUUCUGUAUAAGCCACAAGGUGGCUGUUUUUCUGAGAAGUUAUUUUGUGUGCCAGGAUGGGACCAUAACAUCUUUCAUAAAAGCUUUAAAGAUUGCAUGUGCUCAGCACUUCUCCAUGGAAUCUCUAAGCUUCAUCCUCCCAUGGUUUCUUCUUGAAGAGGAAAGUGAGGUGCUAGAAGGUGAAAAUUAUGGAUUAUCACCAGAAAUUGUGCUCAAGCGUGCUUUUGAUCUUCCAUCUUGUAGGAGAAAUAAGAUGGCUGAACAAAAUGGUGAUAUUUUGGUCCAUGGGUUGUCAGAAUUGAAGAAAUUGCAAAAACAGUGGAGCACUAUAGUUAUGUGCCUAUAUGAAGUUGUAAAGUGUGAUAAAUUCCUCUUGUUAGACUUAUGUUGUGAGGCCCUUGAUCCAGAGUUGGGCAUGUUAAGGGUUUCAGACACUCACAGAGGCUUACAAGAAGAUUCCAUAGUAUUCCCAACCGAACAAGACUUGCAGAAAAAGUACACUAGUUUAAGAAGGGGUGGUAUUAUCAGUCAAGCAAUGCACAAGGUUAGGGAUCUUCCAGCAAUGCAGCUGUGGAAGUUGCUUAAAGGUUGGGAAAAACAUACCAUAGAUAUUCCUCAGAUUAAUGACAAAGUGAAGGAGUUGCUAUCAGUUUUGAAAUUUGAGGAUGGCAAGAAUUUGAAAAGAGAUUUGGUCGAUAUAUCCAAGAGACGUGCAUCUCAGAGCCAUUUGAAUUUUGAAAAGGACUUGAAAGCAGCAACUGAGAAAGCUGCAAGACUAGCAGAAUCUAUGGUUGGAGACUAUAUGCAGCCCAUUGAGAGCAUAGCUUUCCAUGAGAUUGUUUGCUUUAAGCAUGUUGAACAACUUCAAGUGGCUUUAAUUGGAGACCCGAGGAAAAGGAUUCAAGUUGAUCUUCUUGAAUUCCAUAAUAUCAUCCGGUGCAGUUGUUGCAGCAGGAGUGGCAAUUCUUUGUUGCCAUCCAUGAACGAUUCCUCAAUUAUGUAUUCCCUAGCUCGAGAGCAGGACGAUCUUAUUAAUCUCCAUGACUGGUAUCAAUCUUUCAAGUUGGUAAUUCUUAGCUCUAGCAAUAAAGGGAAACAUCGGACGAAGCAUUUUCCAUCACCAAAGAAAAGGAAAGUUGCAACUGAAGCUGCAAAGCCAACUGAAGAAUCAAUUCAAGCACGUUUUUGUAGGGCAGUUACGGAGCUCCAGCUUACAGGGUUUAUUCGGAUGCCAAGUAAAAGACGGCCCGAUUAUGUGCAGAGAGUGGCCUUUGGACUGUAGCAUCUUGUAUCAUUGAGGUAUACUUUUAUUUUUUUUUUUCCUACUCUUUAUGAUCUAAUUUAACUAAUUUGUGUAAUUAUUUAGUGAAAAAUAUAUAUAAAAAAAAGAUUUUUGAGUUA
This is a messenger RNA of Jatropha curcas, 2432 nucleotides long. RefSeq names its product origin recognition complex subunit 3 (gene ORC3). Gene Ontology annotation, molecular function: DNA replication origin binding. The record is from RefSeq and is a predicted model, not a curated record. Gene Ontology annotation, biological process: DNA replication initiation; DNA replication. Lineage: Eukaryota; Viridiplantae; Streptophyta; Magnoliopsida; Malpighiales; Euphorbiaceae. Gene Ontology annotation, cellular component: DNA replication preinitiation complex; nuclear pre-replicative complex; nuclear origin of replication recognition complex.